AAAAUCCAUCACGCCACGCAUGAAUCACAUUUUCGUACUGAAAAUACAAAUACCAUAAACCCUCUGCGCAGCUUCUCCUCUCUUUGUUUCUCUGAAAAUGUUCCAAAAUCGUCCAUACCUUUCCGCCUCUCUUUACUAUCUAAACGGCUUAUAACUUAACGCACUUGUAUUUUGUUCUUCCGGCAUUUUCUAAUAUACACGGUCAUGGCGUGUUGCAGACGGGCAAAGGUUUUAAUCAACAGCUUGCGCAGUAAUUUCACUUCAAGCCCUUUUCUCAGAUCCCCAAUCAGUGUUUCAUCUCCCAUAAUCGCUCCGAGCUUUGGGUCUUCGGUUUCAUCUGCUAAUAGAGCUAAGUUUUCUGGGUUCUCUUCAUAUUCUUCUAUCUCACAAAGACUGGGAAUAUCUAGUAAAUAUCAUUAUAAUCCGUUUUCUAAUGGUGCUAAGAGGUUUUACUUUGUCGAUCGGUACCAAGUUCACCAUUUUAAGCCGAGGGGUUUUCGAAGGUGGUUCCAAAAUCCCAGAAAUGCUUUCAUUGUUGUCUUGGUUGGUUCAGGGGUUUUGAUUACUGUAUAUUUUGGUAAUUUAGAAACUGUUCCUUACACUAAGCGAAAGCAUUUCGUGCUCUUGUCUAAAGAGAUGGAGAAAAAGUUAGGGGAGAUCCAAUUUGAGCAAUUGAAAGCUGGAUUUAAAGGAAAGAUAUUGCCUGCAAUACACCCUGAAAGCGUUAGAGUUCGACUGAUUGCCAAAAAUAUUAUCGAUUCGUUGCAGAGAGGGUUGAGCCAUGAUCAGAUAUGGUGUGAUUUGGAGUAUGCAUCACCUGAGAGUUCACUUGAACAUGGUGCAACGGAGACAUUGGGUGGGGGGGAAGAAGAUUUGGGGAUCACUUGGUCUCGUGAAGAUGAGAUUCUUGAUGAUCAAUGGGUUCAACAAAGCAGGAAGGAGAGUCAACAGAAAUGGUCGAGCUCGAAGCCGACGACUAAUCAUUUGGAAGGAUUGAAUUGGGAAGUUUUGGUCAUCAAUCAGCCUGAUGUAAACGCUGUGUGUUUGCCUGGUGGGAAGAUUGUGGUCUUCACAGGGUUGCUUGAGUAUUUCCGAACCGAUUCCGAGAUUGCUACCAUAAUUGGACAUGAGGUUGCACAUGCAGUGGCUCGACAUAUAGCUGAAACAAUAACAAAGAAUUUGUGGUUUGCCAUUCUGCAAUUGAUACUUUAUCAGUUCAUUAUGCCUGAUCUGGUCAACACAAUGUCAGCACUUUUCUUUAGGCUCCCCUUCUCUCGGAGGAUGGAACUUGAAGCAGAUUACAUUGGACUGUUGUUGCUCGCAUCUGCCGGCUAUGAUCCUCGGAUUGCUCCCAAAGUGUUUGAGAAAUUAGGUAAGGUUGCAAAGGAUUCAACACUGCAAGAUUAUCUCUCAACACAUCCGUCUGGAAAGAAAAGAGCUCAGUUGCUGGCUCAAGCUCAAGUAAUGGAAGAAGCACUCGUGAUUUACCGAGACGUAGUCGCAGGACGUGGUGUUGAGGGCUUUCUUUAGGAUCGCAACACGCUGCCAAUGAGCUUCUCACCCUGAAAGCUAGACCAAGCCCACGAAGCUCAAGAGCUUCGUGAACUUCAACUUGGUACCUGCGUUCAUCAUUUUUCCAUUUUCUGCCAACUUUAUUUCUGAUCAAUACUUUCAUGUCGAGCGGAUUUGGGUUCUUCUGCGUCAAGUUUGCUUUUGACCACGUCUCUCCAGCAACUGUAAAUAAAAUUGCAAACAUGAAAAUGUUGUUUCUUUAACGUAGGUUUA
Messenger RNA from Hibiscus syriacus, 1785 nucleotides. RefSeq lists its product as uncharacterized. Gene Ontology annotation, molecular function: metalloendopeptidase activity. Bases 205 to 1530 code for a protein of 441 amino acids. The transcript is spliced from 3 exons. NCBI's taxonomy places the organism in Eukaryota, Viridiplantae, Streptophyta, Magnoliopsida, Malvales, Malvaceae. Gene Ontology annotation, cellular component: membrane. The record is from RefSeq and is a predicted model, not a curated record.